CACAAGCAUACUGUCACACUUUAACGGUGUGAGGUCUACAGCAACGAUGGCAGUUUUGAUACUCAAUCCAGACAAGUUUUCAGAGUUCGCAUCACAAGAAACCUAUCUCUAAAUGAUGAAAGCAGUCGGCGUGGCGCGCUCACGGCUCGAUCUCGCAUGAUUUACAUGCAGGAUGUCAGUGUUGCUGAAAAGCCGGUAAGAUAGUGCAAAGUGAGUUUGCUUACGAGAGCUGCCUAUUCAGCAUCACACAAAGGGAUCUACUGAGUUCAGUGGUCUACUGGCAUUAGGUUUGAAUGCCAUAAAGAAACAACUUCUACUCUUCAACGAAAUGGAUCACUUCGCAGCAGAGUGCCUUGUGUCAAUGUCCAGCCAAGCAAUAGUCCACGGUCCGAAAGGGAAUAGAGAGAUCAAGCCCGAAACUGCGGCUGCACAGAGGAAUGGAGAAGAAACCAAGGAGUCUUUGAAAGACAACUCAUCCCUUUUUGUGGUGGCGAGAAUUCUGGCGGAUUUUAAUCAACAGACCCCCACCAAUUUUGCCGAGCAGGCAAAAAUAAAGGAGGAGAGCACGCCACCAACAGCAACCCUAACCAGAGAUGAUGGGAACUCUGCCACACCUACCACCACCAUCACCGGCGACUCUGCUCUUAAACAAAGAAGCAAACGAUUUAGGGGUCGAAUUGAACAAGAACCCCCACAGAAAAAGCACAAAUGCCACUAUUCAGGGUGCGAAAAAGUUUAUGGCAAAUCAUCCCAUCUCAAAGCCCACCUAAGGACACAUACAGGAGAACGCCCCUUUCCCUGCACCUGGCCUGACUGCAGUAAGAAGUUCGCUCGCUCUGAUGAGCUGGCACGGCACUAUCGCACCCACACAGGAGAGAAGAAGUUUGGCUGCCCCCUGUGUGACAAGCGAUUCAUGCGGAGCGACCACCUGAUGAAACACGCACGCCGUCACUCCGACUUCCAGCCGGCCAUGCUGAAGAGGCAGCACGGCGGUGGCAAUGCCACCAUCUCGAGCAGCAUGCGGCCCAGCUCCCUCAGUGAUUACAGUCGAUCUGACGCCUCAAGCCCCACCCUUAGCCCCACCCUCAGCCCAGCCAACUCGCCUUAACCUGGCCGCACUUUCUUCCCACCGUGUCUGGGUGUCCAGGCUCAUUUUUAAAUUCUUCUCUAUCCAUCAUUUUUAUCCCCCUAAAAAAUUUAGCAGAAUAAUAAGCACCAUGCUAAACCCCGCCGCUUGCUGUGGUGUACUGUAUUGUACAUGACUGCUUCUUGUAGUGCAAUUUUCUUGUGCAACCCCGCAACCCCUAUAAGAGAAAAAAAAAACACAAAAAAGAAAAUGCCUUUUCCCCAUGGCAAUAUUAACAUGAUGUACCAUACGUCUGUAUUUUUAUAGCUUCUGGCCACAGCCUCUUUUCAUUAUGGGUUUUAGUUGCUUUCAUAUACAACCGCUCCGUUCAAAUGAACUAAAAAGUUGAAAGGUUUGACAGGUAAAGAUGUUUCUUUUUAUUUAAAACGGGUGAGGGAGGGGGCACACAUACACCUCAGGAUUCAGAACAGUUUUUUCCUCUUUAAUACUCACAUUGACUGCACAAUACAAGCAUCACUUUACUCCGAAAUUCAACAGAGGUUGAAUUUUGCGCCAUGCUCAGGGAUGGCCUCAUUAGCUUGAAAGAAUGAACACGAUGAAGAGAAACAUACGUUAAGAAACAGCCUUACACAUGGACAAAAGGAAACUUUGCACUCUUUAUUUUUUUUAUUUUUUGAGUUUGUUGGUUGGUUGGUUUUCACAUCAGGGAAAGCAAAUUCUGGGUUUUAACAGUCAUUCAUUCUCUUUAUUGUUAUUAUUUUUUUUUUUUUAAAUCAGUCUUUUGAUGAGUGGCAGAACCACUCAGCAGAUAUGAAGGGUUGAAGGGGGCAAUUCUAUCUUGAGACUGGAAAUUACUAUUUUCAAUAUCGCUAUCUCCCGCUAACCCUGUAGUCACACAGAGCUCUGUUGGCCUGGCUUCAUGUUUCAAAGAGAAUCCUCUCAAUAUAGCUUGAAUGUCAUUAUCAGUCCACUUUUACAUGCUGAGCCACCCAAUGAGGAGAACAGACAGCACCACUUCUCUCGGUGGACUAAACUAAACUCCCCUUGAAAAUUUGGAGGCUGAAGUUUCAAAGCAGCUGUUUCCUCAAUAAAAACAGCACAUUCAUCAACUUCAGGGUUUUUCACUACAGUACAACACAUUCAAAAGGACUACGCCUACGUCAGAUUCAAAUAAAGACAAAAAGCACAUGAGCAGAAUCCACCAAAGACCAAGGUGUGAACGAGAGAACAUAGUGUUUUUUUUAUUCUACUCGGAGGAAGAAGGGAGGGAGGAAUGUUGGCAUUCUCUCAGGUAACAGCAGAUGUCCUGGCCCUCUGCUCUCCACAGAGCUCCAUCUGCAGAGGCCUUCCAUUUAGGAAACUGCAUCAU
Messenger RNA from Carassius carassius (crucian carp), 2456 nucleotides. Its product is annotated as Krueppel-like factor 13. Bases 329 to 1108 code for a protein of 259 amino acids. The record is from RefSeq and is a predicted model, not a curated record. Gene Ontology annotation, biological process: regulation of transcription by RNA polymerase II. Gene Ontology annotation, molecular function: RNA polymerase II cis-regulatory region sequence-specific DNA binding; DNA-binding transcription factor activity, RNA polymerase II-specific. Lineage: Eukaryota; Metazoa; Chordata; Actinopteri; Cypriniformes; Cyprinidae. The transcript has 2 exons.